AUGGUAAAUUUAGGUGCUCUAAACGACGAAGACAAGCGGAAGUGUGCCAACAUGUUUCAAAUUCACCUCGUAAUCAAUGUAUUAUCUUCAUCAUUAUCCGAGUUUCGCAAUCUUCAAUUAGUUUCGAAAUCGUUUAAACGUAUCAGCAACGAUCGAUACAUUCUGCAGCGGCUUUCCCUCAAUAAAAUCCCUCUUUUACCAUGGCGCAACCGUAAAAAAUUUCACAAUUUUUUCAAAAGAUGUCGCAAGAGUGGAAACCUAGAGGCUAUAUACCGUAAAGGACUUGUCGAUUACUUUCAUCGGGAUAGUCAUGAACGUCAACGAGACAGAGGACUCAAACAUAUAGCAAAAACUGCAAACAAUGGAAAUCAAGAAGCACAAUAUGUUUAUGGGUUGAUCCUAAUUUGUCUUGGUGGCAAAACAAAACAAAAUGGUUUCAAGAUCUUGUCUUCUCUACGAAAACCUUUGAUGUUGUCAAAUACGAUCAAGGAGAUGGAAAAACAUCGGACACAUAUCAGAAAUAUGUGGUGGUGGGGCGAACCGAUGAUGAGACACCUACAAAAAAGCUAUGUUCGUGAGAACUGCAAUUGCGAUGGUCGAACCGAGAUCUUUCCCAACUAUUGUUUUCGUCAUCGUUUUGGUGAGGACGACGACAUGCUUACUUCUUCCGCUUGUGAGAUAUGUUUGUGCCAUCAUGAAGUCAAACUUUUCUUUGCUAAUAUUAAGGAAUGA
Arabidopsis thaliana (thale cress) is the source of this 732-nucleotide messenger RNA. Its product is annotated as F-box protein. Lineage: Eukaryota; Viridiplantae; Streptophyta; Magnoliopsida; Brassicales; Brassicaceae. The coding region runs from base 1 to 732 and encodes 243 amino acids. The record is from RefSeq and is marked reviewed. The transcript is spliced from 2 exons.